This is a messenger RNA of Musa acuminata subsp. malaccensis (wild Malaysian banana), 772 nucleotides long. Its product is annotated as transcription repressor OFP13. Lineage: Eukaryota; Viridiplantae; Streptophyta; Magnoliopsida; Zingiberales; Musaceae. Gene Ontology annotation, biological process: negative regulation of DNA-templated transcription. The record is from RefSeq and is a predicted model, not a curated record.
AAUGCCUCGGGAAGAGUCAGAUUACCAGCAACCCAUAGCACACGCAGUUCCGUUCAUUCCACUCGUAAGAAAGAAGCCAAAUGGCCGUGAAAGUUGGCUUUAUCUCUCUCUUCUGCAGAAAGGGAGACGCGAGACCGCUCUCUUCUCCUCCUGCUUCAUGGCUUUGGCCCUCUUGCAAGCACCCAACGACCCACUCAUUCAGAAAGGAAGACGGCGCUGAAGUUUCCGACGGCUUGGGUUCAUCGUACUUGGACUUAACCGAAUCGUGCUUCUCGACGGCGUCGGAGGACGACUCAGCGGCCGAGGGCGUGGAGGCCGUGGUAGUUCGAGGGCUACGAUCGGACCGGCUCUUCUUCGAGCCGGACAGCACGAGCUCGAUAACGGCGGCGGCGGCGGCCAAGACUGAGAGCCUUCCCUUCGAAGGAAGCAUCGCCAUGGAAGUGGAGUCGGAGGACCCGUACUGGGAUUUCAGGUGGUCCAUGGAAGAGAUGGCGAUGGCCCAUGGACUGGUGGAUGUGCAGUGGCUCGAGGAGAUGCUGUGCUGGUACUUGAAGAUGAACGAGAAGAGGUGUCACGGGAUCAUAGUCGAGGCCUUUCUGGAUUUGCUUCUGAGCCUCGCUUGUUCUAUUACGCCUGGGAUGGAGGAUGGGGAAGACGAUGUAUAUUAAUAUCACAGUGUGUUUUGAACCUCGACAAGAUUUAUAGGGUUACUGUUCGAUGCAUUCAAGCGGUGAAAGAAUCAAGUUUGACCCUUCUCUUGGGACCCGCAGCG